Molecule: messenger RNA, 1048 nt
Organism: Capsella rubella
Lineage: Eukaryota; Viridiplantae; Streptophyta; Magnoliopsida; Brassicales; Brassicaceae
Product: inositol-phosphate phosphatase
Exons: 12
Coding region: 98-913 (271 amino acids)
Biological process (GO): inositol metabolic process; signal transduction; phosphatidylinositol phosphate biosynthetic process
Molecular function (GO): inositol monophosphate 1-phosphatase activity
Source: RefSeq, a predicted model, not a curated record
AAUCUUCUGUUCUUUCUCUCAAGCUCAAGUCACAAACACCCCCACAAGUUAAACCAUCACUCUUAUUCGUCUUCUCUCUUCUUCCCUUUCAUCGAAAAUGGCGGACAAUGAUUCUCUAGAUCAGUUCUUGGCUGCCGCCAUUGAUGCCGCUAAAAAAGCUGGACAGAUCAUUCGUAAAGGGUUUUACGAGACCAAACAUGUUGAACACAAAGGCCAGGUGGAUUUGGUGACAGAGACUGAUAAAGGAUGUGAAGAACUCGUAUUUAAUCAUCUCAAGCACCUUUUUCCCAGCCACAAGUUCAUUGGAGAAGAAACUACUGCUGCAUUCGGUGUGACAGAGCUAACUGAUGAACCAACUUGGAUCGUUGAUCCUCUUGAUGGAACAACUAAUUUCGUUCACGGGUUUCCCUUUGUGUGUGUUUCUAUUGGACUUACUAUUGGAAAAAUCCCUGUGGUUGGCGUCGUGUAUAAUCCCGUUAUGGAGGAGCUAUAUACCGGUGUCCAAGGGAAAGGAGCAUUCUUGAAUGGAAAGCCAAUUAAAGUGUCAACUCAGAGCGAACUUGUAACCGCUUUGCUCGUAACAGAGGCUGGUACUAAACGUGAUAAAGCUACAUUAGACGAUACAACCAACAGAAUCAACAGUUUGUUAACCAAGGUUAGGUCCCUUAGGAUGAGUGGCUCGUGUGCACUGGACCUCUGUGGUGUCGCGUGUGGAAGGGUUGAUAUCUUCUAUGAACUCGGUUUUGGUGGUCCAUGGGACAUUGCAGCCGGAAUUGUGAUCGUUAAAGAAGCUGGCGGACUCAUUUUUGAUCCAUCGGGUAAAGAUUUGGACAUCACAUCGCAGAGAAUUGCAGCUUCAAACGCCUCGCUGAAGGAGUUAUUCGUGGAGGCCUUGCAGCUUACAAAGGCAUGAAGAAGUUAUUCAUUAUUGUUACAAAAAAUGGUCUCAACCUUAUGAUGAUGAACUUGAUUCAAAAACUUCACUAUUUGUUAGUUUGGUUACAAAUGAAACUAUUUUCUUUUCAGUAGAGAAACAAAACAAACUUAA